Messenger RNA from Symbiodinium necroappetens, 545 nucleotides. NCBI's taxonomy places the organism in Eukaryota, Dinophyceae, Suessiales, Symbiodiniaceae. The record is from the annotation of a GenBank genome assembly.
GAUGGGCGGUUUGUGCUGGGUUUCUGGGUGUCGCCCAGCGGACAGCCCACACUAUCUGUCUGGCGGACUGCGGAUGGAGUUCGGGUCGCGGAGCAUGCCCUCGCGAACAUCUCGGCUCAGGGGCUCUGCGUGGAUUACCACCGAGAAACACAGCACUUGCUUGUUCUCUACGGAAACUCCGCUCUGUCUGCAUGUGUGGCCUACUGGGACGCUGAUGUCCUAAGUCCGCGGCCCUUGGCGCAGGGCUCCUUAGGGCCUUCGAGCUCGCCAUUGGCAGUCCGACUUCUUGACGACGCUCGCCACUUCGCGGUUGCAGAGGUAGACACAGUGGCAUUCUGGACUUAUGCGGGGCCCGCAGGCAGCACUCGCCAGGUGUUGCGGGUGGACUUGACGAAGCCGCUUCAAGCCUUCGAGUUGGAAGGCCGCCUGGCAUACCUACUGACGGAGGGCCGGCUCCAGGUCAUGAAUUUCGAGGGCCAGCGGGAGCAGGUAGUGCAAGCACCUACUGCCAAGACCACCUGCAUGGAUGCGAAGGCAAGCACCGU